AUGGCCCUCUACCUCGCUGAGCUGGUCAUGACGAGUGUGGGCAUGGGUUUGGCUGUCCCGGAGCUCACGUACGAUGAGCAUUGCGGGGUAACUGACGCCCCAAUUACCUUUCUUAUUGCCGCUGGCGUCCCGAUCCUCUUCCAAACCUACCUCUUCGGUAUCAUCGCCUGGAAAUUUGUACUUUCCAUCAAGGAGGGAUGGGGCGACGUUCCGAUCAUGAGCAUCAUCAUGAGGGACAAUACUUGGGCUUUUACCCUCCUCUUUCUCAUAUUGAUAGCAGAAGCUUUCCUAUACGGGAUAGCAGAGGACGCAUACAUUGGGAUCCUGUACGGAUGGCUGAACGCCGCAUUCUCAUUCUGCGGAUACCGCAUUUUGAUCAACCUCAACAAAGCUGCACGAAAAUCUCCCAGCGAUGCCUCGACGGGCGCUAGCAUACAAUUUACGUCGAACUUUACGACGAAAGGAGAUUUGGGACUCUCCGAUUCUGAAACUGAUGCGCCGACGGAAAAUGAAGGGCAGGAUAGAGCGCCCGGAAAAGUAGGAGAGGCGUAUGAAAUGACCCCAAUAGUCGGGAGCAAGGGAAAGGCCAAAGAGUCGAAAUUCACGGCAGCAUCGUACUUGUAG
This is a messenger RNA of Coprinopsis cinerea okayama7#130, 624 nucleotides long. RefSeq lists its product as hypothetical. The transcript has 4 exons. NCBI's taxonomy places the organism in Eukaryota, Fungi, Basidiomycota, Agaricomycetes, Agaricales, Psathyrellaceae. The coding region runs from base 1 to 624 and encodes 207 amino acids. The record is from RefSeq and is a predicted model, not a curated record.